CUCUCUUCCAUAUUUUUCAUUGCGUCUGUGUUCUCCCCUGUUCUCUGCUUAGCUUCUACUUGGUUCAGCUGUUCAGGGAAGGAAAGUUCUUUGGUUUUUGCGCGGCAGACCCAUUUGCAUUCUACGGAAGAAGAUCAAGAUUCCGAUUACGUCGACCUUAGUCCUGUUCUUUCAUCGGAUGAGGAAGACAGAAGAUAUAACGGUUUUUUUUAUCAUUCACUCCGGCGACGGUGACAAAAUUUUUAGUCCUUCCCAUUCAUCGGAUGAGCAAAUGGAAAACGAAAGGAGUCAUUAUUCAGUCAGAUCCGACUAUAGGGAUGAGGGACACUGGCCGGAAGGUGUUCGGAGCUCUCCCAAAAGACGCAAAAUUCCCGUGGUAGAUCGCAUCAGCGACUUGCCUGACUCCGUCAUCCACCAUAUCCUCUCAUUUUUACCAGCUGAAGACGCCGUCAAGACCGGUGUUUUGUCUAAGAGACGGAUGUAUUUAUGGACUUUUGCCCCAAAACUUACUUUCCGACACAAUCCUCAUCCUCUUGGAUUUUCUCGUCAGAGUUUCUUGAGCUCAAAUGGUAGGUUAGAAAAAUUGGUGUUGAAAGACAUGCAGAAUCAUGACGAUGGGGAACACAAUGAUGUGAUAGAAAUUUUGUGUCCUAAUCUGAAGUCAGUGGAAAUUUUGGGGUACUGUUACGGAAAGAUAUGCAGGUUGUUGAAUGUAUCCUCCUUAAUUGAUGUCUGCCUUACAUUUGAAUAUGAGGAUUAUCAGUUUGAUUACAUUGACUUCUUGAAGGAGUUGCUUGAGAAAAUCAAGCACGUCAAGAAAAUUACUCUUGGCACUUGGUGUGUAGAAGUAAGUCCUUUUAUUGGGGUUCUGUACAUAUUAGAGUUCAGAGGAUUGCCCUCUCCAUUAUCCGGCAGCAGUUGCGAAUGCUUAACUCUAAAUACAAAACUUAUCAAAUGCCAUCCCUUUGGGUUGGCAGACUUGCUUCACUGCUUUCCAACUUUACAGAAACUAGUCAUAGACAUGACAAUUUUUUAUGAGGUUAAGGAACCACCUGAUGAGUUUUUUCCAGGAAACAAUCUAGAAAGAGUGGACAGAACUUUCAAUUGCUUGCUUGAACAUCUAAAGACCAUUGAGAUUACUAGCUUUAUACCCUAUCAGCUUGAACCAGAUGAUCUUGGAUUUGUAAGUUUUCUGCUUGGGAAUGCAAGGGUGCUAAAAGAGGUGGUCAUACACUUUGAAUGCAAAGGUUCAGAGUUUGAUUUAGGUGAAAAGGCUAAACUUUUUGAUCUGACUCAAAAAUUGCUAAGCUUCCCAAGAUGCUCACCCCAUGCGGUAGUUCUUAUUGAUUAGUUCAUUUUUUUUCUUUUCAACUGUAUUUAGUGAUUAUGUAGUGGAAUACUAAAAUGUUAUGAGUGGUAUUAAACCAUGACAAAACUC
Rubroshorea leprosula is the source of this 1438-nucleotide messenger RNA. The record is from the annotation of a GenBank genome assembly. NCBI's taxonomy places the organism in Eukaryota, Viridiplantae, Streptophyta, Magnoliopsida, Malvales, Dipterocarpaceae.